AUGAAGUUCUUUGCUCUGUUUGUGUUCAUACUAAUCGCGUUAGUUGUUGUCGUUAAGGCGGAUCCUGAAUCCCCUUCAUUUCUCAAAUGUCUCGAUGAAACAAGUGAUACAGAACUUUGUCUUAAUUUCAAAGAUCAAUUCCCUGAAGAUGCCCCUGCAGUUCCUGUCGAUGAUUUACUUUCGAAGCUAGUUUUAGAUAAAUAACUUUCGCUUUCGCUAAGUAAUUUCCACAAACCCGAAACCGAGCUGAAUAACUUAUUGUGCGGAUGGUGGAGAACAGCUCUGUUGCUUUAGAAG
Messenger RNA from Drosophila rhopaloa, 297 nucleotides. RefSeq lists its product as uncharacterized. The transcript has a single exon. NCBI's taxonomy places the organism in Eukaryota, Metazoa, Arthropoda, Insecta, Diptera, Drosophilidae. The record is from RefSeq and is a predicted model, not a curated record. Bases 1 to 204 code for a protein of 67 amino acids.